GCGACGCGCAGGCGCACUGCUCCCGCUGCUGUCAAACAUGGCUGUGCUUUUUGGAUAAAGAAAAAUGUUCAAUAGGCUUGUUAGAUUUCCAAUAGCAUCAAACGAUGGCUAGAUUGGCUGAUUAUUUCAUUGUGGUGGGAUAUGAUCGCGAAAAGACAGGAUCAGGGGAAGGAUGUGGGAAGAUCAUCCAGCGCUUUCCAGCAAAGGACUGGGAAGACACAGUGUUUCCCCCUGGAGUGGAGAUGUUCUGUCAGCCUGGAGGAUGGAGCUUGUCUUGCAAGCGGAAGCAGCCCACAUUCUUCACUGUGGUACUGACUGACAUUGACUCCAACAGACACUACUGUUCCUGCCUGACCUUCUUUGAAGCAGAGAUCAACCUGCAGGGUCUGAAGGCAGGCGAGAGAGAUGGGGAUGAAGAUGGAGAAGAGGUGGAUGGUUUGAUAAAGCCCGCUCAAGUGUUUGCACCUAAAAGUCUUAUUCUGGUAUCCAGAGUGGAUUUACCGGAUAUAUUUCGGGGCUGCCUGGGUCUGAUUUACACAGUAUACAUAGACAGCCUCAGCUUCCCGCUGGAAAGCCUGGUGGCCAACCUGCUUACCUGCAUCGUACCGCUGGCUGCAGGAUCUCAGAAGCUCUUCUCACUGGGAGCAGGUGACCGACAGGUGAUCCAGAUUCCUCUGAACCGGAACCUGCCUGUGACCUUUAAAAGUGUGGCUCUUCUUUUCCAGCAGCUAGGGAUCCAGAAUGUCCUCAGCCUGUUCUGCGCAGUGCUGACAGAGCACAAGGUUUUGUUCCAUUCCACCAGCUACCAGAGACUGGGAGAUGCUUGUCGUGCUCUGGAGUCACUUAUGUUCCCACUGAAGUACAGUUACCCAUACAUUCCCAUCCUGCCGUCACGCUUACUGGAGGUCCUGAGUUCCCCAACACCUUUCAUUAUAGGUGUUCACUCCGUCUUCCAGAGUGACAUACAGGACCUGCUGGAUGUCAUCAUCGCUGACCUCGAUGGUGGGACAAUAAAGAUCCCGGAGUGCAUCCACCUGUCCUGCCUGCCGGAGCCGCUGCUGCAGCAGACCUGCAGCGCCCUGUCCAUGGUUUUACAUCCUGACCUUGAGGUGGCCGAUUACGCUUUCCCUCCCACUCAUGUGGCCACGCCCAACAUAAAGCACCUGGAUAAGGAUGUGCGGGCUGUGUUCCUCUGGCUCUUCGCACAGCUCUUCCAGGGUUACCGGUCCUGCCUGCAGCUGAUCCGCAUCCACUCUGAGCCGGUCAUACAGUUCCAUAAGACAGCCUUUCUGGACCAGAGGGGCUUAAUCGAGAACGACUUCCUCGCCAAGGUGAUGGAUGGCAUGGCGUUCGCCGGCUUCGUCUCCGAGAGGGGCCCCCCCUACAGGGCCUGCGAUCUGUUUGACGAGCUGGUGGCCUUGCCUCCGGAGCACUUUAAGGAGGAAGCCGCAGACCCAGCUAAGCUGCAGCAGCGGAUCCGUGAGAUUUCGGAGCAGCUGUACAAGAACGAGAAUCCCAACCCACACAUGGCAUUCCAGAAAGUUCCACGUCCCACCGAGGGCUCCCACCUCCGCGUGCACGUCAUGCCAUUCUCCCGUGUGGAUGAGGGGAGCGUGCAGGCGCUGCUGGAAGAGGGACUGGCCAAGCACCACAGCACUCCCACAAGCAAAUGCCCUGAGAAGAAGUGUGUGGUCCCCCCCGGGCCAGCAGUAGCAGCGUCCAUCUUUGGCCAGACCGGCUCCGUCUUCAACAGCGCCCGGAGACUGGAGGUGGUGAGGAACUGUGUCACGUCCAUCUUUGAGAACAAGAUCCUGGAGACGGAGAAGAUGAUUCCCGCCGCCCUCCGGGCCCUGAAGGGCAAGCCGGCUCGCCAGUGCCUGACGGAGGAGCUCCAGCUGCACGUGCAGCAGAACCGGGCCAUCUUGAACCACCAGCAGUUUGACCAUGUUGUGCGGCUGAUGAACUGUGCGCUGCAGGACUGCUCCAACUCUGAGGAGUUUACGGUUGCCGCUGAUCUCCUGCCAUUACUGACGGCCUUCUACCGGAAACUGGCACCUGGAGUCAAUCAGUUUGCCUACACAUGUGUACAAGACCAUUCGAUAUGGGCAAAUCAGCAAUUCUGGGAGGCGACGUUCUACAGCGAGGUCCAGAAGCAGAUCCGAGCCUUUUAUCUCUCUGUCCCGUCAGAGAAAACAGGACUUAUAAUCAAGCCGGAGGAGCGGGGCCUCCCCUCCCCAGCUGGCACCGAGCGUACGGCCAUGGACCUGGCAGCAGAGCAGCUGUGCUCCUGGCCCAGCCUCAGCAAGGAGAAGCAGCGGGAGCUGGUGCAGAGUGAGGAGAGCACGGUGUUCAGCCAGGCCAUCCACUAUGGCAGCCUCAUGGUCUACCUGCUGGUGCCGCUGGACGUCAGCAAGAACAAGCUGCUGCGGGGCCCACCUGCCGCCGACUGGGAGACCGCCAGCAACAGCGUCAUCACCACCAACAGCAUUGCAGGAAGUGUGGCAGAGAGCUUUGACGCGGAGAGCGGCUUUGAGGACUCCGAGAAUAACGAUAUCGCCAACUCGGCCGUGCGGUUCAUCUCGCGCUUCAUUGAUAAGGUGUGCACAGAGAGCGGAGUCACCCAGGACCACAUCAAGAACCUCCACAGCAUGAUCCCAGGUAUCGUGGCCAUGCAGAUGGAGACGCUUGAGGCUGUUCAUCGUGAGAGCAGAAGGCUUCCCCCCAUACAGAAGCCCAAGAUCCUCAAGCCCCCCUUGCUCCCAGGAGAGAAGUUCAUCUCUGAGGGUCUGCGAGUGGUCCUUGACACUGAUGGGCGGGAAGAAGCCACAGGGGGGGUUCUUGGUGGCCCACACAUCCUUCCUGCAGAGGGGGCGCUCUUCCUUACUACCUACCGUGUCAUCUUCAAGGGAACCCCUCUAGACCCUCUGGGUACUUUAUCUGCUUGGUUUCAGUUAUCCAGCUGUGACAACGGUGAAAUGAGACUAGAUUGCAAAUCCAUAUCAUGGUGCACAAUCACACCAGUAAUGACUGUUUCACCGUCAGGUCACCAAAAACCGAAUGACCCGUCCUUUGGUGGUAUGACCCUUACCGCCCCCCCCCCCCCCCCAUACAGCUAUCCUGGGCUGCUUGUGGUGCCCCAGUCAGUGCCGGACAGCAGUCUGCAGAAAGUGGCCCGCUGUUACCGCCAUAACCGGCUGCCUGUGGUCAGCUGGAGACACCCUCACACCAAGGCUGUGCUGCUCCGCUCCGGGGGCUUCCACGGCAAGAGCAUGGUGGGGCUCUUUAAGUCCCCCAACAGCGCUUCCACAGCACCGGUUUCCUCAGAGUCUUCCAGUAGCCUGGAGCAGGAGAAAUACCUGCAGGCCAUACUGAGCUCCAUUCCAGCCUGCCCCAAAAAGAGCAACUCGGAUAGCCCCAGAAACUGCGCUCUGAUUGGCUUGUCCCCAGGCAGUGAAAGACGGACGCCCAGAACAGCAAGGAUGGUGCCCGUCCACUUGGACAUUCCUAACAGCUUUGCUCGAGGGGGUGUCUGGGCCAGCAUCCGUGCCAGCAGCCGUUUCGGCUCCCACACCUCGCCGGCUGAGGCGGCGUCGCGGCUGCCCGGGAAGGAGCUGGCCCCCCCAGCAGGCAGCGAGAACCUGCAGGCCCAGCUGCUGAAGGAGCAGGCUGCCCUCUAUAUCUUCGGGGAGAAGUCCCAGCUCAGGGGCCUCAAGCUGGACGCCAGCCUGAGCUGUGAGCUGGUGCCAGUGGACGUCAUCGAUACGCGGCAAGUGAAGGGCUCUUUUAAGAAGCUGCUGAGGGCCUGUGUGCCCAGUCGCAUGUCCUCUGACGCGGAGGGCAGCUUCCUUAAGAGCCUGGAGGAGUCCGAGUGGAUCCUUCAGCUUCACAAGAUCCUGCAGCUGGCCCAGAUCCUGGUGGAGUUAUUGGACACAGGCUCUUCAGUCAUGCUUAGCCUAGAGGAUGGUUGGGACCUCACAACCCAGGUCGUCUCCUUAGUGCAGUUGCUAAGCGACCCAUUUUACCGGACCCUGGAUGGAUUCCAGAUACUCUUGGAGAAGGAGUGGUUCUCCUUUGGCCACAAGUUCAGCCAGCGCAGCAACCUAGCCCCAAGCAGCCAGGGCAGCGGCUUCACACCCGUCUUCCUACAGUUCCUGGACUGCGUGCACCAGAUCCACAACCAGGCUGUGUUAGAAUUUGAGUUUAAUCAGCAUUACUUGAAGUUCCUGGCUUACCAUUAUGCUUCCAACCGCUUCAAGAACUUCCUCCUGGACUCUGAAUACGAGCGCCUUGAACAUGGCAUACAGUUUGAGGACAAGGGUGACAAGCAGGCCAAGAAAGGGAUCUGUAUCUGGGACUGCAUUGGGCGGAUGCACCGAAGAGAGCCUCUGUUUUUCAACUACCUUUAUAGCCCAUCUGAGACUGAGCCUGUGAUCAGGCCCUCCAUUGGCAUGCCCAACCUCAGAAAGUGGGACUACUUCACUGAGGAGACCUUGUCCACGGGUCCUUCCUAUGAGUGGAGUAUGAUAGCCAGCCAGAUAGAAGGCAGCGAGAACACGGACACCAUCGCCAGCAGCAAGAGGAGAAUUGUUUGGCCUUGCUACAGUAACGUGGCUCAAGCACAGCCAGAUGCCAUCAGCAAGCUGCUGACUAACAUAGAGAAGCUGGAGGUCGAGCUUGGCCAGACCCCUGAACGGUGGCAGACUGCACUGGAAAAGGUGAAGACCAACAUCAAGGAGGACCUGAAACAAGAAAGUAAUCUGCACAAGCAGAGCCUGGCUAUCUCAGGCCUGAUCCCCACCUCCGGCCUCAUGGCCUCACAAAGGCGCUCCAUGCUCUACCUACCGGAUAGCAGCCUGGCUAAGGAGAGCAGCCCAUCUGCUUCCAAUGGGGUCAGCCGCAGGGCUGCCACUCUCUACAACCAGUUCGCUCCCAAGAAUGAUGAGAACCGCUCAUUUGAAGGUAUCCUGUUCAAACGAGGAGCUUUGCUCAAAGGCUGGAAACCCCGCUGGUUCGUCCUAGACGUUACCAAACACCAGAUGAGAUACUACGACACGGGUGAGGACACGAGCUGCAGGGGCUACAUUGACCUGGCGGAGGUGGAGUCCGUCAUGCUAGCUACUCCCACUAUCGGAGCACCCAAACACAUCAGUGAGAAGGCCUUCUUUGAUUUGAAGACAACCAAGCGGACAUACAACUUCUGUGCUUCGGAUGCUCAGAGCGCCCAGCAGUGGAUGGACAAGAUCCAGAGCUGCAUCUCCGAUGCGUGACCAAGCCCAGCCCAGCCUGCAGAGUGGAUGUGGCUUUAUGUUGGAGGGGGUGCACAUCUGGCCUUCAGACAAUGUGAUUUGCACUACAAUAGUUUAUGCGGCAUUAGCAUGCAAACACUGACAGGUCUAAUGCUGUUCUUUUUGAACUGUGGAAUCUGUGUAAAAACAGAAUUUAAGGGUUUUCUGUAUAAUGCAAAAACGUACUGCUGCUUACAAAUAGCAGGGACCAGGAACAUAUCGCCAAAAGUGCACUAAGAUCUUUAGCACUUCAAAUGCUGUUUUUUUUAUAUAUUGUAUACAUUUUUUUUGAAGACACUAAUUUGGCUGUUGUAAAAAUUACAUUUCUCAGAUAAGCUGAGCUGCAUUUAAAUUUUUGCACAGUGAAGUUAAGAUUGUCAUUUUCAAUGCAUAACUUUUUAAUGGUUUUGUGAUGUUUUUAUUAUGGAAUACCUAUAUGUUUCAUUACAGUGUUGUAAAUUAAAUUUUGUAUUGAAAGUGUACUUUGUGUAUUUCAAAGAACAGUCAAAUGUUUAUUAGAUUGACAGGUGUACAUCUGUCUUUUAUUCUUUUUAUAUAUUUGUAUUUAAGAAUUUCUUUUGGUUAAACUUAGCCAAAUUAAACAAUUACUUUUUGGUCAUUA
Molecule: messenger RNA, 5907 nt
Organism: Paramormyrops kingsleyae
Lineage: Eukaryota; Metazoa; Chordata; Actinopteri; Osteoglossiformes; Mormyridae
Source: RefSeq, a predicted model, not a curated record